CCUAUUAGCCUUAAGUACCCGGUAUUUGGCGCUCGUUCAAGUGGAACUGAAAACACCUUUCAAUAUAUAUAAGCCUAUUCCAUGUGUAGUUUUCCCCAUUAGUGUGUCAACUGCUGAUCGAUCUCAACUGGCUCCUAUAUACUUAAGCCGGGACGCCUGGAGUUUCUACACAGUGCAGGGUUAAAAAGUGUCCGUUUUGUUGAAAUGUACACAUAGACGUGCUCUGACAUUAUUGGAUUGUAGCAUUCUGAUUCAACAGCACGACCGGUCUACCUUUGUAAACCUAUGCUCAGCUUUGCAGGUAUAUCUUUAAGACAACAGAUGACCAGUGAAUUAUUAAUGUACUAACGCGGGUUAUACAGAAAACACACGUUUACACAAUAACCCCUAUACCACUGUGUACAAAGGAGACAUUUCCAUUUGAAGACUACCCGGACCGCACACACUGGACGUUAGUUACGUGAAAUACAGACCACAGACCGGAUAACAGACGACAACGACCACGAGCUGAUUGACUAGUGUAUACAAAUUGAAACCCGGGUACACUGUACAUUUAUAUUGUCGAUACUGCAGUUACAAAGAACAUGUCUCUACAGACCACUCGCUACAUAACUGUUUUACUGGUACUGUUGUUAACGGGAUGUACAAAAGCAUCUCUACUGAAAUUCCAGGGCAAGUUCGAAGCUGAUUUCGAAGAUUUCGUAGACGUCAAUAUACAGAACAAUGGACGUUACCGGCGUUCCCCUGGAGAUCGGAGUCCAUAUCCUCAAAACGUUGACGUCACAUUUACAACAUUAAGUGAUGACGUCAGCUUACCACUAACACGAAAUGAUGACGUUGAACAGAACGUACCUAUUUACAUAUCUCGUGCUGGUGGCGUUACCAGACAACAUGUUCCCGUGUUACAGAAUGUAGCAUUAUACCAGAAUCUCGAGAAAGGAGCAGCUUUUAUGGUGGAGUUUAAUGACACACAUAUCCAUAACAUAUUUGGAUCUUUACAUUUACACGACGAGGAGUACUUCCUUGAGCAGACCAAUCAAACACGCCCUUUUAAGGAACCAACUAAUCAAACAAGCCAAUUAAACCAACAACAAUCAAAGUUAUACAAGCUGUUUAAAACGAAGCAACGGGAUUUAAAAUACGAUUUUAUUUUGGAAGAUGACCGAACUGGACUACAGAAUAUGAGACGAAAGUCUGACCACAAUCUAGGAGGUCACGUUAGAAACAAAAGGGCGAUAACUGCCAACCAGGUGGAGCUGCUGAUCGCCACAGAUUACUCAGUUUAUCAAUAUUGGUACGAUGAGAGUACAGCAACAACAACACCUGAGAAAGACGUUGAAGCCAAAGCGUCCGUCCGUCAGUUCUACGCCUUUGUUAUGAAUGCGAUUGAUGUUCGAUACAAGAGCAUCGUGUCUCCUACAAUAUCCAUGGGGGUAGUUUUCGCUGGAAUAUAUAUAGCAGAUAGCUUUGCCGCAUCAACUUGGACAGAAGACAGAAUAGCUGUUGGCUCCAAGUUUGCUGUGAACAUUAACACUGCCUUGACUAAAUUCCGGACAUGGGAACAAGCUACUUCCGGUCUCCCGAGUCAUGAUCAUGCGAUGAUGUUCACUAAAUACGAUUUCACAAACGAAGGCGAUGGUGGUGUAGCUGGGUUAGCCUAUUUAAAUGGAAUAUGUGGAUCGACUAAGCAGUCAGUUGCUGAGGAUCUGUUUGAUUUCGGGAUGAUGACAAUUGCAGCCCACGAACUUGGUCAUAACCUGGGCGCAUCACAUGACGGUGAAGGAAACACAUGUUCCUUUAAUGACGGCUAUAUUAUGGCUGCCACUAGUCUCAUUCAGACUGGAGCUACCGCGACCCAUCCCUGGCAAUUCUCCUCCUGUAGUGUCACCAGUUUUGAAAAUAGGAUCAAUUCAUUAAACAGUAUUGGAUCAAAUUGUUUGACCUCUUUGAGUUCAAAUUUUGACCCAACGGCCUUGACUCCAUAUGACCAAGAGAUUGCUGGCCAGAUGUUCGACGCAGAUGCCCAAUGUAGACACAUAGUUGGUGACAAUUCCUAUUUGUGUAGGGGAUUCUACUACCAGGACUACACCAGUAUAUGUAACAGGAUGUAUUGCUCCAAGGCCGACGGCUCAGACUUCUGCUCCGAGCACGUGCCCGCUGACGGUACCUCAUGUGGACAAAACAAGUGGUGUGUCAGAGGGGAAUGCGUAUCGAACGCGUCCGCACCGAGCGUAUCAGACACUUGUCCGUUCGGAGACCAGGCUGGUGUGGUCUCCUCUGGCCAUACAUGCGCUAGCGUUGUUCAGCUAAAUGCGUACAACUGUAACACCACGGGCUGGUAUAGCUACUGCUGUAGUACAUGUGGCGCCCUCUACACAGGAAUUCCAGGAUGUGAAUACGGGGACAGGAGCUCACAGUGUAACGCGACAAACUGUCCAUUUUACAGUGCUUCCUCUUUGCAGACUUGUUGUGGGACUUGCGCAGUGACGACCACAACAUCAACACCAACAACUACAACUACCACUCCAACAACUACAACUACCACUCCACCCACGACAACUACCACUCCAACCACGACAACUACCACCCCAACCACGACAACUACCACCCCAACCACGACAACUACCACUCCAACCACGACACCUACCACUCCAACCACGACAACUACCACUCCAACCCCGACAACUACCACUCCAACCACGACAACUACCACCCCAACCACGACAACUACCACCCCAACCACGACAACUACCACCCCAACCACGACAACUACCACUCAAACCACGACAACUACCACUCCAACAACUACAACUAUCACUCCAACAACUACAACUACCACUCCACCCACGACAACUACCACUCCAACCACGACAACUACCCCUCCAACCACGACAACUACCACUCCAACAACUACAACUAUCACUCCAACAACUACAACUACCACUCCACCCACGACAACUACCACUCCAACCACGACAACUACCCCUCCAACCACGACAACUACCACUCCAACAACUACAACUACCACUCCAACAACUACAACUACCACUCCACCCACAACUGCCACUCAAACAACUCCAACUUCUCCAACCACAACUACAAAUCCAUCCACAUCUACCACUCUGACUAUAACAGCCAUUCCGACAACUCCAACUAAAACAACUACAAAUCGAAGCACCUCUUCCUCCCCAACCAGUACUACAACACCAACUUCAAACCCAACAACGAGUGUCUCUCUAACAACUUCAACAAACACCACUACUCCAGGAUCAACAACGACAGCAGACGAACUUAUGGAGAUGUUGAUUAUUGGUGUAUCGGUGGGCGUGGCAGGAUUGUUGUUCAUCAUCCUCAUAGCUGUCGCAGUGUGUCUAAUUUGUCGGACGGUGAACCGGAAAAAAUCUCCACGUGGGGGUUCUGCCUCCCCUUCUGUUGACAGCACCUAUAUACCGGACAUGUAUAACGGCAGGACCCAGCGUACACCAGCGCCUACACCUGCCAUGUCUAACAAUCCAUAUUUACCCAAAGUCACCCCGUCACCAUCCACUCAGUCACGUGAUGGACGUGCGAAGACACCGGCAGCGCAUCAUUCCCACGUUUCCUCGCCGCAGACACAGAAGUGGUAUCCGGUGUAUGGUUACACUAAUCACGGCCUACAGGUCGACAGUGCUAUGGAUAACUAUACAGACCCUACCAUGACUCGUCAACCAUACACAGACUUCCAUAUAAGGGGACAUUAUCACUGAUAGGACAGUUCAUAUACGUAUCUAUCUAUCGACUAUCUGUCUAUCUUCUGAAUGCUAUACUCCACAGAGACCAGAGUGGCCUUGAUGCGGAGGAGUCGUAUUAGGUCGUGUGGAAUUGUUAACUAAGUAGGAUCCAGGUAAUUGGGAUUUUAAUUGAACAGAUAAUUCAGAUCCAAUACUGACAAAUAUAUCUUGACUGAACAGAGCUCGAAUUAAGGAGUUAUUACUGUCUCGACCACGUUUUCUUCAGGUGCCAUCACUGUGAUUUUACUUAAAGGUUUCAUAACUCCAAUAAGCCCUUUAUCACUCAUCACUCCCAUACUUGCUAUAGGAUACAACAUUCCUUUAAGUUAUAUGGGUUCCAUCACUCCCAUAAUUAAUUUUGGUUUUAAUAAUCACAUAACUUCUAUGUGGUUUAGUACACUCAAACAUUUUAUGGGUUUAUAGCUCCCAAACAAUUCAAUAUUUCCGAAUAUUUGUGAUAAUUUUACAGUGUGAAAUAACGUGUAUGGGAGAAACAUUAUAUGCAACUCGUGAUUAUUCACUUAUGUAAGUGACGUACCUAUAGAUGAUAAGAUGUGUUAUAAUUUAAUUCUUAGUGCAAUUACACUAACGAUUAAAAUGUUAUUGCAUAAUUAGAACGGAGUAUAUAUUCUCCAUGAUAUAGUAAACCUGAUUUCAUAUUGAUGCUCUACAAUUACAAAAUAACAUACCUACUACCUCGUCGAAAUGAUUAUAUAUAUAUGAAUUAUUUUGAAAUGAUGAAUUA
Messenger RNA from Mizuhopecten yessoensis (Yesso scallop), 4515 nucleotides. RefSeq names its product mucin-5AC-like. NCBI's taxonomy places the organism in Eukaryota, Metazoa, Mollusca, Bivalvia, Pectinida, Pectinidae. Bases 585 to 3746 code for a protein of 1053 amino acids. The transcript is spliced from 18 exons. The record is from RefSeq and is a predicted model, not a curated record. Gene Ontology annotation, molecular function: metalloendopeptidase activity. Gene Ontology annotation, biological process: proteolysis.